Messenger RNA from Darwinula stevensoni, 3363 nucleotides. The record is from the annotation of a GenBank genome assembly. NCBI's taxonomy places the organism in Eukaryota, Metazoa, Arthropoda, Ostracoda, Podocopida, Darwinulidae.
AUGAGUAGCUAUAUGUUGCUUCUGGGAAAGGAAGACUUUGGUAGAGUGAAUCCCAGUAAAGCUGUAGCUCUGAUCGAGUUGCGACUGUUGCCAAACAAUGGCGAAGAUGGCGCAGUCGGGCCUGUGAUCGUGCUUCCUAGCCUCACUAAGCAUCCACCACCCGGCAUGAAGGUCUUAGCAAGCCUCUAUAUGCGCAUGCCGCUCGCCGUGUUGGAGCCAAAUCCUGCUGAUCUGAGUCCGGGGGACUCCAACUCCAGAGGAUCAGAAUUUGAGCCAACAGCUGACAUGAUGGUUCAUGAUUAUGAUGAUGAGAGGACACUUGAAGAAGAAGAAGCCCUUGAUGGUGAUGAAGACAGUCAGUCAGAACUCGCCAGUUUGCAGAAGGAACAAGACAUGCCAUUAGAUGACUUACUGGUGCUGUAUGGUUAUAAGGAGGGAGAUGAAGCAACUAGGUCUUCCUCAUCAGAAGAAAUCCUGAGUAAUCAAGAUCUUACCCUUGACAAAGAUGAAAUAGCACGUGAUCUUCUCAGGGAAAGUCUCCACCCAUUGGCUGGGGAAAGGGGGAAAGAUUCAUCAAGCCAGAGCCUUGAUGACGAGUCCAGAACAACUCAAGAAAGGGAUGAAGAUGAGGAGACUGAUGAAGAAGAACCUGUUGGCAGUGCUCUUAGGCAGUUGGUGGAAGAUGAACCUGCACAUGAGGAUUCUGGGAAAACCUGCCCCAGUAGAUUACUGCGAUCUGUAUCCAGACAGCAGAGUGACGAGGAUGAGGAGGCAGACUUGGGAUAUAUACCUGAUGAUGAAGAAUGGAAGAAAAUGAUAAUGGUGGGCCCAGAGCAUCAAGCAGAUGUUCCAAGUGGACUGAGCUCAUAUGGAGAUGCAUUGCCAUAUGAAAAUGAGGAUACACUUAUGUGGGAUCCUUGUCAACUGGAUGAAAAAGAUGUUGAGGAGUACCUGAGACAAGUUGCAGCCCCAUCACCAAACAUCUCUCUUGCCAAUGCAGCCUCUGUCAUUGCUUCCUCUUCUCAUGUCAUUGAUGAUGAACGAGUUCGAACGAGAAGCGUUGGAGAGCUGAUCAACUUCUACUACCUUUGGAAGAAAACAGAGAGACAUGAUAUGUUUGCCAAUAGGACAAGACUCGAAAAAAAGAAGUACUUUCUCAAUCCAAACACAACAGACCACAUGGAUAGGUUUCUGGAUGAGCGGGACAGUCCAGUGCCAGUGGUGGCCCCAUCAGCUGGAUCAGGAUCAGGAUCAGCUGGGAACACAAGCAGAGAAAGAGACCGCAGCUCAAGUCCUAGCAUCCAUUCCCUGAUCUCGGGUGAUCCAAAGCGUCAUAGUCGCACUGAAUUUGUGCCCAUUGACCUCCCUCCUAUGUCUACUUCUGAUCCCAACCAUCUGGAUGAAGACCUGGCCCAGCAUCUUGACCAAGACAGUCUCCAGAGCCUUGUGCAAUUGGCAGCAACUGCCACAGACGAGAAAGAACCAUCAUCUGGCUCAGUGGCCAUGCAGAUUGCCACAUCCAGUGCAGACACUAUUCCAGUCCCUGUUCCGUCCCUUAGUAGUCAUGGGACGGUGCUAGAGUUCAUGUUCAAGUUGCUCGACAAGAUCAAAGAUGUUGGACUGUCAAUGGCAAAUCAAUUAGACAUCUUCAGUAGGUUGGACAAGAGGGUCAUAACCUUAUGGCUGUUGGCAUCAUCCAAAGCAUUGCCUUCUUUCAACCAUGCCAGGAGACCAAGAGAGAUUUGGAGAUUGUGCAUGUCCUAUGAAGCCUUAAAUUCUACUGUUAGUCCACCAGAAGUUGCUCCUCCACUAGGGAAGGCAGGAUACAUUGGCAACCAAGUGAUGAAUCCACAACUCAAGUUUUCUAGAUGCACCAAAUUGGCAUCUAUAUGUGCUUAUUGUCUCGGUGCUGUGGCCAACCUUGCAAUCGUUGGUGGUGGCAUUGGUGGCACAGGUGCUGCAUACUUCCUGAGCCAACUUGGUCUAGAUAUCUCCCAACUGGAACUGUAUGAACCAGGGAAGAUAGGAGGUAGACUAGCCACCACAUUCAUUGACCAAAAACAGUAUGAGAUUGGAGGCUCCAUCAUUCAUCAAAAAAACAGAUACAUGAAGCAGCUUGUCAGUGAACUUGGAUUACAGGAAAGGAACAACACAGGAGGACAGAUCAAGUUUGGAUUGUAUGAUGGAAAGAACAUGAUCUUUUCUGAGUCCAAAUGGUACUAUUUCUCAAUUGUAGAGAUGGUUUUGAGAUAUGGGAUGUCCCUAUUUAGACUCCAAUCCCUUACAGAUGAACUGCUCCAGCAUUUUGACAGGCGAGCUUCUCAUCAAACUCUUUGUCCCAAGAUCUAUACACUUCAAGGUGCAGGGACAGCUUUCAAAAGUGUGUCAACAAUGCUGAAGACCAUGUCCAUGAGCCUCUUCAGUGCCACCAGGGAAUCUCUGUCAUCCUUCCUCGAGAAACAGGGUCUUUCAGAAAAGAUUCGUGAGGAGUUGGCAGCAGCUGCUGCACAUUGCAACUAUGCACAAGAUCCUGAUGAUAUACAUGCUUUUGUGGGUAUGGUGAGCAUUGCUGGGGCAACUCCAAACUUAUGGGCAGUCAAUGGGGGUAAUAAACAAGUUCCUGAAAAACUUCUGCAAAACUCUAAAGCCCAUCUCAUCAGGAACCAAGUCACAAGCAUCGAGGCUCUUCCAGAUGGUACUUACAAGGUCUCCAGUUCUUCUUGCCAAGACUUCUCCCUCCAACAUGAGGGGAGUGGCAUUGCAAAAUGGAAGCAAUGUGAUGGAAAUGCAAAUGUUGUGAUCUAUGACUUGGUCAUCAUAGCAACACCAUUGACAAAAGACAAGGCAAAUAUAACUUUCAAAGGAAUGGAUAUCCCAGCAUUCCCUGGCCAUUUUCAACGAUUGGUGACCACCAUGCUCCAGGGAAGACUGAAUCAAUCUGCAAUUGGAAAUGAUGGAGAUCCCAUUGGAGAAGUAUUGACUACAGCUCAUGGAAAUCAGGUCUUCCAGUGCCUUGGACAGAACUUUCCAGUUGAGAGCAAGUCUCAACCAUCUGAACAACAAGUGUGGAAGGUGUUUUCCAGUAAACCAUUUGAACAAGUGAAGCACUACUUCACAGACAUCAGUGAGCUGCAGACAUAUGACUGGCUUGCCUACCCACAUUACAAUGUUGAACAGCAUCUAGGAGAAUUUGAGCUGAGACCAGGAUUGUAUUAUAUGAAGCUGAUGAACAUGGAGACACCACUCAUGAUAAGGCACCAAGUUAAGAUACUCAACGAAAGCGCCCAUCUGGAAGAUGUCACUGCGUACUAUCAACGGAAGCGCUUCUAUAAGGAGUAUGAAUUCAAUCCGAAAACAGCGUGA